AUGUCCGGUCAAGAUUGCUCAAAGUUUACUGAUUUCCUGUCAUAUGUCGGGGAGUUUGGAGCUUAUCAGAAGCGACUGCUGAUGGUCAUGUUGCUGGCCGCCUUUCUGUAUGGAUUCACUUACUUUGGCCAAAUAUUCAUGAUACUCGUACCAGACAACCACUGGUGCCGCGUUCCGGAGUUGGAGCCGUUGCCCAAUGAGCAGCAGCUUGCGCUGGGAAUCCCCAAGACCAAGGAGGGAAAGUUCCAGAGGUGUGAAAGGUACGAUGUUGCUUUUGACAAACUAAACGUAUCAAAGGCAAACGAGAGCUGGCCCCGAAAGCCCUGCGACAAGGGCUGGAUCUACGACAAGGAACAGGUUCCCUACGAGACCAUUGCUACUGAGGGCAACUGGGUGUGCGGUGACGAGGAGCUGCCCACCUACACAUCCACCAUAUACUUCUUGGGCUCAGUUUUGGGCUGCUUUUGUUUCGGCUACAUCUCGGAUCAUUGCGGCCGCGUUUGGUCCCUAUUUCUGGCCAAUUCCUGCGCCCUGGUCGGCGGUUGCCUCAGUCCCUUGUUUAAAGACUUUGGCCUUUUUUCUGCCACCCGAUUUCUGGUGGGCAUGGCCCUUGAUAACUGCUUUACUCCUAUCUAUAUAUUAACCAUAGAGAACGUAGGCACAAAGUACCGUGCUCUUAUAGGAAACUUGGCCAUGGCCGUAGGGUUUUCUCUGGCAAUAGCGGUUCUCCCAUGGAUAGCCUAUUUUCUAAGGGAUUGGCGACAUUUUGCCUUAGCCAUGGCUGUGCCUGUGUCUGUUUUGGUGGCGAUGUGCUUCCUGAUACCCGAGUCGCCCAGUUGGCUUAUAUCGGUGGGCAGGAUCGAAAGAGGUAUAAAAGGCUUGAAAAAGGUGGCGAAAGUCAAUCGGAAAACUAUGUCUGAUGCAGAGUGGCUGGAGAUGCAGGUGUGCUUCGAGUUAAUUAACGCCGAGCACCAAUCUGCGAAAACGUACAAUUUUCUGGAUCUCUUCAAGAGUUUUCGCAGGGCUGCCAUUAUUUUGAUGCUAAUCGCGAAUUGGGCGGUGGUGUGUCUGGUUUAUGAUGCCCAUGUAAGGAUCAUUAGCUCUCUGGGCACUGACCUUUUCAUCACUUUUUCGGUGGCCUCUCUGAUUGAGAUUCCGGCUGGAAUAGUGCCAAUGUUUCUGGUGGAUCGAGUCGGUCGGAAGCCCCUCAACAUUUCAGCGUUGCUGUUCUGUGGCCUCUUCAGUUUUUCGGCGGGCAUUCUGCGCAAAAAGUUGUGGAUCGCUGUAGCUGCGAUCAUCGCCAGAUUCUUUGCCACCGUUGCUUACAAUGUGGCUCAGCAGUGGGAUGUCGAAAUCCUGCCCACCGUGGUUCGCGGCCAGGGCUGGGGUGUUAUUAACAUCCUGGGUCAUGCAGCAGCUCUACUUUCUCCGUUUGUUAUCUACACGAAGCAUUAUUACCACUCACUGCCCAUGUUUAUCAUCACAUUGAUUUCAGUCAUCGGAGCAAUUGUAGUUGUAUGCUUGCCGGAAACGAAGGGCACGUAUCUUCCACAAACGCUGGAGGAAGCGGAGAAACGGUGGACCCUUCGCUGCAGGAAUCGUAAAGUAAAGGAAACGCAGUAA
Messenger RNA from Drosophila kikkawai, 1623 nucleotides. RefSeq names its product carcinine transporter. Gene Ontology annotation, cellular component: membrane. Lineage: Eukaryota; Metazoa; Arthropoda; Insecta; Diptera; Drosophilidae. Gene Ontology annotation, biological process: transmembrane transport. The record is from RefSeq and is a predicted model, not a curated record. Gene Ontology annotation, molecular function: transmembrane transporter activity.